CUGAGUUCCUUGUAGUAGACAGCAGUGUGAGUGAAGUGAGAAGUCGUCACUGUCAUUUUAGACGUCUGUCACUAGUCAGCGUUAGUUUAAUGUUAAGAAUUUGAAGGUCAUGGGCUACAAACUUUAUGAAAAACUAUUUUUAACAACAAUUAAUAAUAGUAUUGUUUAGAUUAAUCAAUCAACAUCUUUAAACUUUAGUUUGAAAGUAAUUCAGAUCAUUUAUAUUUUUAAACAAUUCAUUUCUAGGCCCCUAUAGGCUAUUUCAUUAAACAAAAUAUCUAACUAUGUCUAUUAGUCAAGUUGCAAAGACAAUUUGGUCAAAGUUUAUGGUAGAUCGGAAUCAGUUUGGAAGGGUAUUGGACAAAGUUAAAAUAAUAUCAGCUAGCGAUGGACGAUGUACAGCAGAAUUAAAAGUAUCUGAAGAACAUUCUAAUUCUCAAGGAACGUUACACGGUGGCUUGUCUGCGACGAUUGUAGACUGUGUGUCUACCCUGGCUCUUGUCACACAUAAGAGACAGGCAGUGGGUGUAUCAGUUGACCUGCAUGUCACGUAUUUAAAAGGUGCUGCUAUUGGUGAAGAUGUUAUUAUUGAGGCAAACACUCUACGUGCAGGAAAAACUUUAGCUUUCCUUGAAGUAUAUAUCAAGAAAAAAGGUGAUGGUAGUUUAGUUGCUAAAGGCUCUCAUACUAAAUUCGUAGGAAAUGAAAGUGGGAACAUAUUUGACAAAAUCUGAGGUAGUUGUGGUUAGAUUUUAUCAGUAAGUGGAAAUAGCAGUAAAUGAGAUAUUAUUUAUUGAUAAGAAAAUAUACAUGUUACAUAAAACAAA
Homalodisca vitripennis (glassy-winged sharpshooter) is the source of this 827-nucleotide messenger RNA. RefSeq names its product acyl-coenzyme A thioesterase 13-like. Lineage: Eukaryota; Metazoa; Arthropoda; Insecta; Hemiptera; Cicadellidae. Gene Ontology annotation, molecular function: fatty acyl-CoA hydrolase activity. The coding region runs from base 285 to 734 and encodes 149 amino acids. The record is from RefSeq and is a predicted model, not a curated record. The transcript has 3 exons.